This is a messenger RNA of Pygocentrus nattereri (red-bellied piranha), 752 nucleotides long. It is a transcript of the gene ttc36, whose product is annotated as tetratricopeptide repeat domain 36. Gene Ontology annotation, molecular function: protein binding. The record is from RefSeq and is a predicted model, not a curated record. The transcript is spliced from 3 exons. Bases 74 to 637 code for a protein of 187 amino acids. Gene Ontology annotation, biological process: cilium assembly. Lineage: Eukaryota; Metazoa; Chordata; Actinopteri; Characiformes; Serrasalmidae.
GGGACAUCACACAGUACUUUUUAAAUCAUGUUCAUUUGAAUAGUGAGCCCCUCAAAGUCCACUCCGUUCCAGCAUGGCUUCAGCACAUGAUAAAGCAGUUCUUCAGGCCAUCUUCAGCCCUACCACCCCUUUUGGAGACAUCCCUGGUUUAAACCAAGAAGAAGAGCUCACAGAUGAUGACAGUUCUUUCGACCCAGUUUUGCUGAAGCAGGUGAAGGAUCUGGAGCUGAAGGGUAUUUCUGCUGCCGAGGCUGGAGACGUGAAGACGGCACUGCAUCAUUUUAACCAGGCCAUUCAGAUCCUGCCCUCGAGAUCUUCGGCCUACAACAACAGAGCUCAGGCCAAGCGCCUACAGGGAGACACUAAAGGUGCGAUCAAAGAUUUGGAGCAGGCCAUCUCCCUGAGCAAGGACAAAGGACGCUCGGCCUGCCAGGCACAUGUCCAGCGUGGUCUUCUGCUCAGGCUGGCAUGCAGAGACGAGGAGGCCAGGGCUGACUUCGAGCGAGCCGCUGCGCUGGGGAGCGAGUUCGCCCGACAACAGGCUAUUAUUCUGAACCCUUACGCUGCACUGUGUAACCGCAUGCUCUCCGAAGUCAUCGGCAAACUCCGCAACCCAGAAAUGCCGGACAUGCAGUAGAGACAGAGCAACACUGUGCAAUGUGUUACAUACAUUUGUACAUGCUGUAUACAUGCGUUUACAUGAACAUGCAUUUAAAUGAAUAGACAAAUAAAAUAUAUUUAUGGUGGUCCUA